This is a messenger RNA of Symbiodinium sp. CCMP2456, 952 nucleotides long. The record is from the annotation of a GenBank genome assembly. Lineage: Eukaryota; Dinophyceae; Suessiales; Symbiodiniaceae.
GCGUACGAGGUGCAAGACAACAUGACGGUCCUCGAGGAGGCUAUCGACUGGAUCAUCGCCGAGAGAGUGGACGUCGUGCUGACCGGGCUGACCACGGGUGUCUUCCAACUCUUUCUGGAGAGACUGGAAGAGUUUCGUCAUCAGUACGUUCCCGACGGCAUCUUUGCGGUGAAUCUCCCUUGGAUGCGAGAGGGGGAGCGAUGCUUCGGCUUGGGUGAGACUUGCAGCUACAUCCUCACAGGCGCCCAGCCCUUCGUGUUUCCGCAGAUCACCCACGUGAUUCGCGACGGCGUCAUCGGCUUAAAUGGCUCGGAGUACGGAGAACUCCUGGGCACUGAGCCGGCCUAUGAUCCGGAGGUGGGCUUGUCGGCCUUCUUGCAGGCAGUUCAGACUGUCUUCCAGUUUCGAGAAGUCAAGGAUCCGACAAACUUGCUGCACUCCCCACUGGAUCCAGAUGUCUAUCUGGCCGUGAGGGACCUGAUGCUCUCUGGUGAAUCAUUCGGCAGCACCUUUGCUGGGCCUGCAGCGUUCAAUCCGUGGGGACAGAUCAACGGCAUGCCCCCGCCUACAUCCACCAUCAAGGACAAUGAAACCCUGUCGGUACUCUUCCCACCGGAGUACGCGGACGCCCCUUUCAAUUACCCGUUGCCAGCUGCGCGGACUUGUGAGGAAGACUGGUACAAAGUUUGGAGACCGACCAAUGAAAGCUGCCUUCUCUGUCACGCUGACUGUCGACCAUGCCCUGCAAAUAGCCAGCGCGACGGUGAAGCUUUCGCCUGCAGCUGCCGCCGCGGUUUCUACGAGGGGUCGGACUCUGAAUGUCUGGAGUGCCCCACCGGGGUGAUCUGUGAGGCGCCAGGCUCCGAGCUGGUUAGCCUGAACCUCUCCAGAGGUUACUGGCGAUUUGUACGGGAUGUUGCCGACGUCUAUGAAUGCAGCACUGAAGAUGCCU